GUAUAUAAAGGAACAUCCCGCCGUGACCCUUCGCCGGCAAAAGUAUCUUCAAAACCACCGAAACGGCGCAAUUUCGUACCGCUUUCCCACAUUUUCCGGCAGAACAUCGCCGGAUAUAUUAGGACACUGAUACACUUGUUUGAACAUGUAAAAGAAUCAAAAACUGAAAGCGAAGAGUAAAAAAAUAGAACAUUAUAAAAAUAUGGAUCGGAUAGUAGCAGCAAAGGAAUUAUCAUUUCGAAUAGGGUUUACCGGGCACAGUGGUCACCUCAAGAUCGAGCCGCUCCCUCCUGUUGAACGCGAUAAUCCUCUCAAUUUGAUUCCUGACUUCAUACUCCCGCCUGCAUUUCCAAAGGAAACACCUGAAACAAUAAAAGAAUAUAUUAGGGAGAAGUAUCUAUUGCCUCAGCUGGAUGCAGAUGAGUUUUCUCCCGAAAAAGCCGGAAGGCAGUGGGAGUUUGAUUGGUUUGAAAGAGCUAAAAUCCUUCCAGAUCCAUCUUUGCCACGAUCUGUUGUUGUUCCAACAUGGGAAGUGCCUUUUAGACGUCAGAGGGACAGAUUGGAUAAUGGAAGAUGGGAGCCAAACUCAGAGGAGAGAGAUGUAUCUGAACUUACAGUUGGAACUGAGGAUUCUGGGGCUUUGCCGCGUAUUGUUGGACCACCAAAGGAUUUCGUUAGAGGAAGCAUAAAUAAUCGUCCUUUUCGACCUGGUGGCUUGGAUGAUUCUCCUUCAUUGGGCAGAGUUGUUCCUGAUGGUGCUACCAACGGUGAAUGGGUAAGGGAGGUGCUUAAUGGUGGUCCUGCCCAAACCGCUCCUCCAAGCUUUAAGCAAGGGCCUGAUCUUGGUGAUCUUAAGACGCAUUCCUUCUCAUGGAAUAUAUAUGAGGAUCAGAGUGCUGUCACGAACACAGUGGAGGUGAAACUGAGUGAGUUAUCCGUGCAGUUUGAUGACUUGUUUAAGAAAGCUUGGCAAGAGGAUGUCACAGAGUUUGUUGGAGAUGGUCAUGCGUCUGAAUUGCAAUCUGAAGCAGAAGAAUUGACAUCUGUCACGCCAGAGCCACUUCAGGUUGAAGCUGAAGUAAAGAAGUCCGAAGUGGCUGAUGAGGCUUUAGACACUGAGAUAUCUGUCUUGGAUGAGAUUUUGUCUGUUGAAGCACAAGGAUCAUCAUCAAGAUUGGAUGAGGAUAAAGAUGGUGCACGUCAAGAGAAUGAGGGAUGGGCUGUUACUGGUGGCAGUAAAAUCAUUGUAGAACGAUUUCAUGAGCUAAUUCCAGAUAUGGCUCUGACUUUCCCAUUUGAACUCGACCCCUUUCAAAAGGAGGCCAUCUAUCAUCUUGAAAAGGGGAACUCUGUCUUUGUUGCUGCUCACACAUCUGCUGGGAAGACUGUUGUCGCAGAAUAUGCAUUUGCUUUGGCAGCUAAACACUGUACCAGGGCUGUAUAUACAGCUCCAAUCAAAACAAUUAGCAAUCAAAAAUACAGGGAUUUUUGUGGGAAAUUUGAUGUUGGCCUUCUCACGGGUGAUAUAAGUUUGAGACCUGAGGCAUCUUGUCUUAUAAUGACGACUGAGAUAUUAAGGUCAAUGCUUUACAGAGGGGCUGAUAUGAUUCGUGAUAUAGAAUGGGUUAUAUUUGAUGAAGUGCAUUAUGUCAAUGAUGUUGAAAGAGGUGUUGUUUGGGAAGAAGUUAUCAUUAUGCUCCCAAGACAUAUCAACUUUGUCCUCCUUUCAGCUACGGUAGGUCCUGAUAUUUUAAUCACUUUAUUUUGUGCUUUAGGUUCAGUACUCUUAAUGAAGGUGUGAGAACUGAGGACACAAUAGAAAGAUGUGUGAGAAUGCAUGAGGCAGAUAUAUAAUGCCUACAUUUGUUCUAUACACACUUUACUAUGUAUAACUUCACAUUUGAUCAACGUGGGA
Nicotiana tabacum (common tobacco) is the source of this 1915-nucleotide messenger RNA. The record is from RefSeq and is a predicted model, not a curated record. NCBI's taxonomy places the organism in Eukaryota, Viridiplantae, Streptophyta, Magnoliopsida, Solanales, Solanaceae.